Messenger RNA from Ramularia collo-cygni, 333 nucleotides. RefSeq names its product related to thioredoxin Trx1. The record is from RefSeq and is a predicted model, not a curated record. The transcript has 2 exons. The coding region runs from base 1 to 333 and encodes 110 amino acids. Lineage: Eukaryota; Fungi; Ascomycota; Dothideomycetes; Mycosphaerellales; Mycosphaerellaceae.
AUGGAGGAGCUCACCACGUUGCAGUCGUAUCUCAAAGCAUCCAACGCCGACGGCCUCGCCAUCCUGGAAGCCACAGCUCCCUGGUGCUCACAAUGUAAAGCCAUGGCACCAUUCAUUUCAAAACUACAAACAAAAUACCCAGAAGCGCGAUUCUACAACUACAACACCGACAGAGCCUUGGACAUCUCCCAAGAACUCGGCGCAAAUCAAAUGCCUACAUUCCACAUCUUCAAAGACGGCGAUCUCAAGGAAUCGGUAACGGGUGCCAAAGCCAAGGAAUUGGAGACUGCGAUUGCGAAGUGUUAUGAUGGGACUCCUGUUGAAGAGGUUUAG